Molecule: messenger RNA, 3642 nt
Organism: Penicillium brasilianum
Lineage: Eukaryota; Fungi; Ascomycota; Eurotiomycetes; Eurotiales; Aspergillaceae
Source: the annotation of a GenBank genome assembly
GGUGGUUGUACCCCUAGGUACUGGCUUGAUAUUACCGCCAAUCAGAGCGGGGGCUCGGACCUUGCCCGACAUCGAGGGACGGGUGGUAUAUCACGUGACUAGGUUCCUCCGGAACCGGAAAUACUAACCGCCGGCCCGCUUCCUUCCCCAACUCUGAACUCUGGAGCCGAAAAUGAAAAUGAGGAGAAUCGCGGAGGAUCCUACAAAAGCCUAUCGCCCGCUAAAAACGCCAUGAUCACAUGUCUUCCCUCCGCAAAAACCUCCGCGGUAGCUUCUGAUAACUACCACCCCAACAAGGAUCGGAAAACGCUCAACGCCCAAAGCCAUCGGCAGAAUUUUCAGCCUGUCUUUGGCUUUGGAACCAACAGCAUUUACCGUCCAGCAAGUCAAUUACCCAAUUUGAAAACCGCUUUCUCCUGAUGUUCCCACGGGGUGUCGGUUUCGAUCGCGUCGGUGGCUUGAUUGGCCUCUGGCUGACCCGCCCGGUGGGUCACGGCCACCUCCACGGUAACCCUCCGUCGGCAUCGGGCUGUGAAUAACGGGCAGGGCCUUCGGGGGCCAAGAAUUAUGCGCAAGAAAGAGUAACUGAGGCGAGUGAGGAGUUGAGUUGUCAAGGUUAAUUCGGCUUGGUCUAGCUUGGGCCUCUUCUGACCUCCGAAACUCGCUCGAUCCCCGAUGCUUUUCGAAUGCGCAAUGGGACUGACUAGUGACUCGACUACUGUACCCCAACUGCGACUGGAUGGAAUUGGAAAAGAGUCAAAAAGGAACCAAAAAAACUCUGACUCUUAACCCCACUGCACUUUUCCCCGUUUUCCCCCGUGAAUGGACGGAGGAUGAAUUCAUGGAAGGUCGGGAGAGAUUCCAAUUCCGGCCGAGAGGAUGACGAUCCUGACGCCCGCGGGAGGAAACGAUCCACCCCCACGAGGCUACAAAGACGACUCAGUGGGAGAGAAGUGAUCGGUCGGUGACAAAGAGGCGCCCGGAUGGCUCCACGGGUGGCUUGACGGACGAGAACGGGUGGCGCCUUGCAAGCAACCCAAGCAAUCCACGGCCAAGCAACCCCAAAGUGCACAGAACCACAGGUCCCCCCCAGGCACUUCUCCAUUCUUCCCAGAAACUGUCGGUCUCCCGCAACAUUUGACUGGUCCGCCACACUGCUGACCAUUACGAAACGUUUCGGAUUCCCGAAUGCAGCAUUGCACCUUUGUGGCGGGCGGCCAACCCCGAACAAGAAGCAGAAGCAGCCGCUACGCGCAUGGCCCUUUCUCAAGUUCUCCCCCUCCUCUCCAUCCUAGGCCCCUGGGCGGCUCGCAAGACUUGCCCUCAAGAAAACCCACUCAGGGCAAACCCCACCUAUCGCGACCCCGUAAAUCUCUGCUGCGGGGCCCCCUUAGCCCCUUGGCCCCCGUACUGGCCCACGGCGUACCACGGUGGUCCGCGCGACCUGCCUCUAGCGUUAACACGGCCGACGUCAUGUCCAAUGUUUUUCGUCUUGGCCGACCUGGCCCGUAACAUGCGUUCUCCGCCCCUUGAAAGAAGUAUAGAUACAUAAGGCCUCCUCCCUGACCCCAGAUCCCCAGCCGGGUUUCUUUUCUUCCUUUCCUUGUACUGGUCCUUCCCAUCCCUUCGCGCAUAUAUCACGCGACGAAGAAGACAGAACUUCAAGAUGUGGACAACAACAUCUGGCCUCCGGGGCAAGAAGCUCCACAUUGCCAUCACCUUCACCUCCGUUGUUGGUUUCUCCCUGUUCGGUUAUGAUCAGGGUCUUAUGUCUGGUAUCAUUUCCGGUACCGAGUUCACCAAGGAGUUCGGCGCCCUUGCCAUCCCUGAAGGCUCUUCCAGCGCCUAUUCUCAACAUGUUUCCGUCCUCCGUGGUGCCGUGACCGCUUGUUACGAGCUUGGUUGCUUCUUUGGCGCUAUCUUCACUCUCUGCUUCGGUGAGCGCAUCGGCCGCACUCCUCUGCUGGUCGCCGGUGGUGUUCUCAUGAUUAUCGGUACUGUCAUCUCCACUGCUGCUUUCGGUCCUCAAUGGGGUCUUGGUCAAUUUGUCGUUGGCCGUGUUAUCUCUGGUCUUGGAAACGGCAUGGACACUGCUACCAUCCCGGUGUGGCAGUCUGAGUGUUCUCGUGCCCACAACCGUGGUUUCCUUGUCUGCUUCGAGGGCGCCAUCAUUGCCGUCGGCACCUUUAUCGCCUACUGGAUUGAUUUCGGUCUUUCCUAUGUCAACAGCUCCGUUCAGUGGCGUUUCCCCGUCGCUUUCCAAAUCCUGUUCGCUGUUCUGGUCAGCGCCGGUGCCAUGAUGCUUCCCGAGUCUCCUCGUUGGUUCGUCAUGCAGGGCAAGGACCAGGAAGCCCUCGAGGUUCUCGCCGCUCUCAACGACAGCACUGUCGACGGCGAGGAUGUCCUCACCGACUUCAACAUGAUGAAGGCCGAUCUCAAGGCCCAGGAGGGUGCCAAGGCCAGCUGGAAGACCCUUUUCACUUUCGGCAAGACUCAGGAGUUCCAGCGUAUGAUGAUCGGUUGCUCUGGCCAGUUCUUCCAGCAGUUCACUGGUUGCAACGCUGCCAUCUACUAUUCUACUCUUCUCUUCGAGCAGAACUUGAACAUGGAGCACCGUCUCUCUCUGGUUCUGGGCGGUGUCUUCGCCACCGUCUACGCUCUCGCUACCAUCCCCUCCUUCUUCAUGAUCGAGAGAGUCGGUCGUCGCAAGCUGUUCCUGAUCGGUUUCCUUGGCCAGGGUCUGUCUUUCGUCAUCACCAUGGCCUGCUUGAUCAAAGAAAACGAGCAGAACGCCAAGGGUGCCAUCGUCGGUAUCUUCCUGUUCAUCUGCUUCUUCGCCUUUACUACCCUGCCUCUCCCCUGGAUCUACCCUCCCGAGAUCAACCCCCUGCGCACCCGUACUAUGGCUGCCGCCGCUUCCACCUGCACCAACUGGAUCACCAACUUCGCCGUUGUCAUGUUCACUCCCGUCUUCUCCGACGCUUCUCCCUGGGGUAUCUACCUCUUCUUCGCCCUGGUCAACUUCAUUGGUCUUCCCUUCGCCUGGUUUUACUACCCCGAGACCGCCGGUCGUGACCUUGAGGAGGUUGAUAUUAUCUUCGCCAAGGCCCACAUCGAGAAGAAGUGGCCCUACCAGAUCGCCAACUCCCUGCCCAAGCUUUCCCCCGACGAGAUUGCCUCCAUGGCGCGUGAGAUUGGCCUCGACGUGUCUGACCACCAGCACGCCUCCGAGAAUGAGAAGGUCGAGAUGGCCAUGUCCAGUGGCAACUCGAGCGAUGAGAAGACCGAGUAAAUUCCAGAAACUCGCCGUCUUUUCAAGUCACAGAGCCAUAUGUACAUUUUGCUCUAGCGUUCCAUCCUGGUGACGGAAAGCGUUUGUAGAUGUUGCGACGACUCUGCACAUAUUCUAGAGUGUUUUGAUGCCUUGCAUUAUUUAUUCCCCAACCUUUCUUUUUGUUAUCGUUUUCCUUUGAGUUUAUGAUGUCGGCAUGACAUGGUGGUUAAUUGCUGCCAGAUUGAUGUCUUAAGUGCUUUUUAUGUUAUAUACCAUGAAGGGAGGAGAUGAUUUUGAAAAUAGAGCUUGCUCUGAUUUCAGUAAUAGAAUGCAUUGUCAUCCUAUAAUUUCCAUUGAUCAUACAGUAG